AACGAUUUUGUGGAUUAAGUUAAAGCAGACGGGCAAAUACAAAAGUGUUUUGCGCGAUUAUGACUAUUGAUAGGCAUGUAACAAGAGGGGUCGGGCUCAAAGUAUCUUUUCAAUGGGAUUUAGUUCGACGCUGCAGCAACAGGGUGCUUUCACUUUGUCCACUGACUCAGUCUGACAUAGCACGAAAAUCUUUGACAUUUUUCACAUUUUUGCUAAAGAAGCUGACCUUGCGCGCUCGUGCUCUGCAUUGGCUACGCUGCACAUUUCGGAGCGGAGCACAAAUAUAGCGCCGAGAGACUUGUUGCUCGCGUAUCUUUGGCGUUUAUUCACCAGCUUCUGUUCACAUCUCACCCGAUUCACCCUAGUCUGCUCCAGGCUUCGGCUUGGAGGUCCCAACCGCCACCAUUGAUCCCAGCAGCUGGAGUGGCAGUGAAAGCUCUGCCGAGGAUAUUGAGAGGAUGAGCGACUCGGCAGACAAGCCCAUUGACAACGAUGCUGAGGGGGUGUGGAGUCCUGACAUAGAGCAGAGCUUCCAGGAGGCGCUGGCCAUCUAUCCGCCUUGUGGACGACGCAAAAUUAUCCUCUCGGAUGAGGGCAAGAUGUAUGGUCGGAAUGAGCUGAUUGCCAGAUACAUUAAACUCAGAACUGGGAAGACAAGGACACGGAAACAGGUGUCUAGUCACAUACAGGUCUUAGCAAGAAAGAAAGUUCGAGAAAUCCAAGCUGCCAUCAAGGUGUCUAGUCACAUUCAGGUUCUUGCCAGAAGGAAAUCUCGUGAAUUUCAUUCCAAGCUAAAGGUGACAAGCAUGGAUCAAAGCGUGAAGGACAAAGCUCUUCAGAGUAUGGCCUCAAUGUCCUCGGCCCAGAUUGUCUCUGCCACUGCCAUCCACAACAAGCUGGGUCUUCCGGGCAUCCCGCGUCCUGCCUUCCCCGGAGCGGCAGGGUUUUGGCAGGGCAUGAUAUCCACGGGCCAGCCUGGAUCCUCACAAGACAUCAAGCCAUUUGCUCAGCAAGCGUACCCUAUCCAGCCAGCAGUCACAACUACAAUCUCAAGUUAUGAGCCCCCUACAGCGCCGGCGCCCACAGUGCCCGCCUGGCAGGGCCGAUCUAUCGGCACUUCUAAACUCAGACUGGUGGAGUUCUCCGCUUUCCUUGAGCACCAGAGAGAUCCAGAUUCUUAUAACAAGCAUCUUUUCGUGCACAUCGGCCAGACAAAUCACUCUUACAAUGAUGCCUUGCUCGAGUCAGUGGACAUUCGUCAGAUUUACGACAAAUUCCCAGAGAAGAAAGGAGGGCUGAAGGAAUUGUUUGGCAAGGGUCCUCAGAAUUCAUUCUUUCUCAUAAAGUUCUGGGCUGACUUGAACUGCAACAUUCAGGAUGAAACUGGGGCCUUCUAUGGAGUGACCAGUCAGUACGAGAGCCCGGAAAACAUGACCAUCACCUGCUCCACAAAGGUUUGCUCGUUUGGCAAACAGGUCGUGGAGAAAGUGGAGACGGAGUACGCUCGCUUUGAGAACGGACGCUUUGUUUACCGGAUAAGUCGGUCUCCCAUGUGUGAAUACAUGAUCAACUUCAUCCACAAACUCAAACACCUGCCUGAGAAAUACAUGAUGAACAGCGUCCUGGAGAACUUCACCAUCUUAUUGGUGGUAACAAACAGAGACACACAGGAGACCCUGCUGUGCAUGGCCUGUGUGUUCGAAGUUUCAAACAGCGAGCAUGGAGCCCAGCAUCACAUCUACAGACUAGUGAAGGAAUGAAGCAGCUCUUUCACACAGACUCUGGACCUCAGUACAGUGGCAGUGCCUCUAGCUCAACACUCACUCAAGAUGAUUUUCCGUCACAUUUGGGUGAUGCUUAUAAUUAUAUAUAUAUAUAUAUAUAUAUAUAUAUAUAUAUUUUCUUUAUUAAUAUGUGUUUGACGUUUAACUGCAGCUGUGAAUCGCGGUACAGUUGUAUUAUGUUUUAAUACGGGAAAGAAUGUCAAAGAAUGCCGAAUCAACAUUCAUUCGUAGACUCUACAUAUAAAGUGACAGUAUCAUUCAACUUAAAGGUUAGGUUAAGUUAGAAUGAAUCUGAAAACGACCUCAUUUCGAUUUUUUUGUUUGUUUCGAAAGUGUACACAUCUGAAAGCAUAUGGGUGCAGCCAUAAAUGUGUGUGUAGGUGUACAGAUGUAUAUACAGUACGUUCUCACAUAUGUAGGUAUUUUUCCCAAAGAAAAAGUAUUUGAGAAAUUUCAUUCUGUAACAUUGAUUUAUUGAAAAGAAAGCUGCUGUAGGUGUUAAAAAAAAAAAGAUUCUUGUGGCUAACGGAAAACAAAACGUUCCUGCAUUCCGAACAUUCAGAGAAUUCAGGGAAUUCAGAAGCCCAGCCCUUGAAAAGAGUUACUUUGUACACGCUACUUUUUUCUUUUUCGUUGAGGAAUUACUGCACUGUGAUACGAGAAGUUUAUACCAACCUGUGUCUGUUUUUGUGUGUCAUCACCUGCAAUAAGAAAACGCAGAGAAUCGACCCCUUACUGUUGACUGUACAGCUAAACGCCUCCUGCCGACAUGCUUGUGUAAAAGGUAACUCUAGAAACAAGAAGAAGCACUGCAUUGACUACCAGGGGUUGAUGGAUUAUCCAUCAGAUUGACCCCGCGAGCACUUGGAUCCACUCGCCAGACGCGCCUCGGAGCGCGUUUGCCACUGGGAAAGCCACACUUUUUACGAAGCCCAUCCCUGAACGUGCUGUACGCCCGUACGUCACGGAGCACUCCUUCAUCUUCUGUAAGAAUCUGUCCCAGAGUUCCUCGCUGCCUUCGACAUUCCCACACAGCCCAUGUCUCUGUGGCCUAAUCUCGUAAUAUCUACGACUGCAAGCCUUAAUAAUGGUUGUGUGAACUCCAAAAGAUGCCACUAAAGCUGUGAUCUCUUUCCUAAGCUGGAAGACUUUCUCGUUAUUGUCACAUGUUGUAGGAGUUGUACAGUACAAACCUGCCAAAGUGUAACAAUAUACAGCACAGUGCCUUAGCGUAUGAAGCGAACGUGGAUGAGCGCAGACGUUUUUCGGGAAAAAGUAACACUUUAGGUGCGGUCGCAUUUUUAAUGCAUUGGACGAAAUCCAGUCAUUCCAGUAGGAAUCUGAAAGUUUUGCAUUAAGGCAGAAGUUUGUGCUUAAUACAUCACUACGCCGUUGACAAAAAAUAGACUUUUGUCUAUUUAUGUGACCGCACCUUUUUAAAAGAUAAAAGAGCACUGGCCAUUUGGUUGACCUUUCAUUCUCAGAGACUGAAGACAUAUUUAGAUAUACAGAUCUUGCCUUUCUUAUCCGAAAAGACCAAAAAGUUGAAGGAGACGCAUCGAGCUCCUCUUUAUUUCCUGCACUGUAGCAUGAAAGUGCCUUUGGUUCUGAUUUUUCCAGCUUAGAAAAGACUGAUUUUGCGUUCUUAAAAUGAUCAAAAACCAAAAAAAAAAAAGGAAAAAAAAUGGAUGUAGGUAAAAUAUUCACCACAUUGCCUUCAUAAGAAUUUUAUAGAAAAAAAUCAACAUGGGCUAGUGAGUGGAUAUGUUUUGAAAUAAAGUAAUAGUUAUUAAUAACUAAUUUCUAUCAGCAUUUGAUUUGGUGGAUGUGGCAAACUGUCAUUUUUUUUUUCUUUCGAACUCUGAUCUUUGACAUAGAGCUUUAGCUACUUUUCUAGUGCAUAAUCAAACUGUAAAAGUGAAAAACCUCACAGCACCAUGGAGAUUGCUGAACGGUAUUUGCUUUUCCUUUUCUUCGUUUCAAGCCAUUUCAGUGUCUUACCUUUCUUUUGCGAGUAUAGUCAACGCUAUAUGAAGUGACGUCAAGGUGUGUUACUCCUCAGACCUUGAAGAUAGUUACGAGUACGUCCUUUAUGGACAAAAGCCGGCUUCACCAAACCAUAUCAUCUGCACUGCAUAAUUCAUUUAAGCGAAUGGAGCCCUCAAAGCGUGAGAGACUUAAGUUCGAUUUACAGCUGUGUGUAUGUUGUACCGCUUCAAGUAAACUGUGGAGUUAUUAAGUACGCGCGAUAUGAAACGGCGGCAAACGACGUUGAUUGUUUUGUGUUUGCCGUACCUUCUUCGCCCUUCGUUCUUGUUCACGUUUCAUAUAGAGAUCUUCCUGUAUCGUUCUACAUGUACGCGAUGGUUUUGUGAUGAUGACGUCAGUAUAUUCGGAGCCCGUCCGUUCGGACGGUGAUGCUGUUACUGCUGCGCUGCUGGUGCAUCUGCUACGUCAGUUCCUCCUUUAACAAUCCCCCUUUACUUCUCUAGGGAUCUGAGAACUAAUGCCUUUAAUAUGAUGAAUGUUAAACGGACAUUAUUUUGCUAGUAACGGACACUAAGCAAGGAUUUGAGCGGAAUCCGGACUACAGUAUGUCAGCAGUUUAGCUUCUGUUUUUUGAUCUAUGUUUGUAUUUUGUCUAUGUGUAGGUACUGGUACCUCCUAUGUUCAUUACCAUUUAAGAUGUUGGCUUUAAAGUGAACUUUUCUCUAGUUCAGAUAGUAUCAUAAAAAAGAUAUUGGGUUUGUGUGCAGAGAUUUUUUUGUAAAAAGGUGCUUUGUAUAAAAUUAUAUAUUCUGGCUUUUCUUGGUACAAAGGUGUGAUAUCUUUUAAUAUCCCUGAGGAUGGAAGAAGAAAAAAAAAGAGCAUUGGAGCAAGGCUGAGAGAGAAAAGAAAAACCUAUUAUGUGUGUGUUCUUUAUCGCAUAUGGUCUUGUCUUUGCUCCGUAACAUUUUGAUGCCUUCUUGAUAAAGUGGUAGAUAUUUUGUAGCUUUCUAGAUACUUUGUAUGUAUACAAUAUUGAAUAAAAUAAGUAAUUAAAACAG
Molecule: messenger RNA, 4831 nt
Organism: Labeo rohita (rohu)
Lineage: Eukaryota; Metazoa; Chordata; Actinopteri; Cypriniformes; Cyprinidae
Gene: tead1b
Product: TEA domain family member 1b
Exons: 15
Coding region: 459-1760 (433 amino acids)
Biological process (GO): hippo signaling; regulation of transcription by RNA polymerase II; embryonic organ development
Cellular component (GO): transcription regulator complex
Molecular function (GO): DNA-binding transcription factor activity, RNA polymerase II-specific; RNA polymerase II cis-regulatory region sequence-specific DNA binding
Source: RefSeq, a predicted model, not a curated record